AUGGCAGCUCCACAAGGGGGUUACCCUCCCCAGGAAGGGGGGGGGCCAGCACCAGCUGCGGGCGGAAAAAAGAAGAGAACAUAUGCUGGUCAAGCUUUUGAGUUUGGCGCCGGUGCCAAUGCUGCUCUUGGAGGACAGCCUGUCGCAGGAGGUGCCUACGAUGCCUACCCCCAGCAAGCUCAGCAGCCCGUGGGAUACCAACAACCCACAUACGGUGCUGACCCCAGCCAGCUGCAACAACCAGCUGCAGGCUAUGGAGCACCAGACGCCGGUGUUUCGCAAAUGACACAGCAAUUCGGUGGCAUGGGAAUGGCCGAGCCACACCACAUGCCCCCGCCUCAACAGCCAGCGGUCCAGCCUCAGCGUAAUGUUCAGCUCAAUCAGCUCUACCCUACGGACCUUAUCUCCCAACCUUUCAACGUCGCAGAAUUGGACUAUCCUCCUCCUCCCAUUAUUCUGCCUCCCGGAUCCAGUGUUUACCCGUCCCCCACAGCCAAUGUCCCCACAAAGUAUAUGCGCUCGACCCUGAAUGCUGUCCCGACAAAUAACUCCCUCCUCAAGAAGUCCAAGCUUCCAUUCGCUCUUGUUAUUCAGCCAUACGGCGCUCUUCACGAUUCAGAGGACCCCAUUCCUGUGAUUCCAGACCAGGUCAUCUCACGAUGCAGACGCUGCCGAUCAUACAUCAAUCCCUUCGUCACCUUCCUUGACCAUGGCCACCGCUGGCGCUGUAACAUGUGUAACCUUACCAAUGAUGUUCCUCAGGCGUUCGAUUGGGAUUCGACCUUGCAGAAACCAGCAGACCGUGCUCUGCGCGAUGAUCUGAACCACAGCAUGGUCGAGUUUGUUGCGCCUCAAGAAUACAUGGUUCGCCCUCCUCAGCCGCUCGUGUAUCUGUUCUUGAUCGAUGUUAGCUACUCUUCCGUAGCAAGCGGUCUCUUGGCUACAAGCGCACGCUGCAUCAAGGAGAGUCUCGAUCGAAUUCCUAAUGCCGACCGCCGAACACGCCUCGGCUUCAUUGCAGUGGAUUCGAGCUUGCAUUACUUCAGUAUCCCCCGCGAUGGCUCUGAGAGCUCGGAUGCCCGUAUGUUGGUGGUCAGCGACCUUGAUGAGCCCUUCCUGCCCAUCCCCACUGACCUCUUGGUCACGCUGAGUGAAUGCCGAGAGAAUGUGGAUUCCUUCCUCGACAAGUUACAGGAAAUGUUCCAGAACACCCAGAACAACAGCUGCGCCAUGGGCUCCGCUCUCAGAGCUGGCUACCAGCUGAUCUCCCCUGUCGGUGGUAAAAUGACUGUUUUGAGUGCCUCUCUGCCAAACAUUGGCCAUGGCGCACUUACUAUGCGUGAGGAUAAGAAGGUGCUGGGCACAAGUAAGGAGUCCAGUCUUCUCCAGACCGGUAACUCUUUCUACAAGAGCUUCGCCGUUGAAUGCUCAAAAGCUCAAGUGUCUGUGGAUAUGUUCCUCUUCUCCGCCCAGUACCAGGACGUGGCAUCAUUGAGUAACCUGCCUCGCUACACUGGUGGUCAGACCUACUUCUAUCCCGGUUGGAACGCCAACCGCAAAGAGGAUGCCAUGAAGUUUGCUCAGGAAUUCUCUUCAUUCUUGUCCUCCGAGAUUGGUUUAGAAGCCGUUCUCCGUGUGCGUGCUACUACUGGUCUCCGCAUGAGCACAUUCUACGGAAACUUCUUCAACCGCAGCUCUGACCUCUGCGCAUUCCCCGCCUUUCCUCGUGAUCAGGCGUACGUUGUUGAGGUGGCCAUCGAUGAGACUGUCACAAAACCCGUUGUCUGUAUGCAGGCCGCGGUGCUGCACACUACCUGCAAUGGCGAGCGUCGCAUUCGUGUCCUUACCUUGGCGCUGCCAACCACACAGAACCUCGCAGACAUCUAUGCUUCAGCCGAUCAGCAGGCCGUGGCAACCUUCUUCAGCCACAAAGCGGUUGAGCGUACUCUGAGCAGUGGUCUUGAGCCAGCUCGUGAGGCUCUCCAGGCCAAGAUUAUCGAGCUUUUGACUACCUACCGCAAAGAACUGGCUGGUGGUAGCGUGAGCGGUGGUGGUCUCCAAUUCCCAGCUAACUUGCGUGGUCUGCCUGUGUUGUUCCUUUCCAUGAUUAAGAAUCUUGGUCUUCGCAAAUCUGCCCAGAUUCCGACGGAUAUGCGAUCCGCCGCCUUGUGUCUGUUGUCGACUUUGCCCUUGCCCCUUCUCAUCCAGUACAUCUACCCCAAGAUGUACUCGCUCCAUGACAUGCCCGACUCCGCAGGUAUUCCUGAUCCCCAGACUGGGGAGACCAUUCUUCCCCCAACGGUCAACUUGUCCUCUCAGCGUCUUGCCUCAUACGGCUUGUACCUGAUUGAUGAUGGUCAGGCACAGUUCCUCUGGGUUGGUCGUGACGCGGUACCACAGCUCAUUGAAGACGUGUUCGGUGCACCCGACCGCAACCAGUUGAUCGUGGGCAAGUCAUCUCUGCCCGAGCUCGACAACGAAUUUAACCAGCGCGUGCGUGCUGUAGUGGAGAAGAGCCGGGACCAUAAAUCCAAGGGAGUGGGCAGUAUGAUCGUACCCCACUUAUACGUGGUUCGCGAGGAUGGGGAACCUGGUCUCCGUCUUUGGGCCCAGACGAUGUUGGUGGAGGAUCGGGCCGACCAGAGUAUGAGCCUGGAUCAAUGGAUGACUACACUUCGAGAGAAGGUUGUGCAGUAA
Messenger RNA from Penicillium angulare, 2697 nucleotides. RefSeq names its product COPII subunit SEC24. The transcript is spliced from 5 exons. The record is from RefSeq and is a predicted model, not a curated record. Bases 1 to 2697 code for a protein of 898 amino acids. Gene Ontology annotation, molecular function: SNARE binding; zinc ion binding. Lineage: Eukaryota; Fungi; Ascomycota; Eurotiomycetes; Eurotiales; Aspergillaceae. Gene Ontology annotation, biological process: COPII-coated vesicle cargo loading; intracellular protein transport; endoplasmic reticulum to Golgi vesicle-mediated transport. Gene Ontology annotation, cellular component: COPII vesicle coat; endoplasmic reticulum exit site.